AUGUCCAAGAAACAAGAAUAUAUUGCUAGAGUCAAAUACUUUAACAAUCUUCCAGCGCCAUCGGUUGCUCCAAAGUUACUAAAUUACAUUACUAAUUCAGAGGAAGAUGCAGAUGCCCCACAAUUAGUCACAUCAUUAUAUAAUAAAACUAAUGUGACCCCAUUGAUUGACUUAGACAAUGAUCUAGGUAUGCCACUGGAUUUGAUGAAUAUUCCAGGUCUGUUAAACAAAAAUGAUACAAAACUUUUAUACGGGUUUGAAAAUAUUAAAUUACAUCCAGAUGAUCGUGUCCUAUUGAGAGACCCAAGAGCUGAUAGAUUGGCAAAAACUGACACUGCAAAGGUUAGUUUCUUAAGAAGAACAGAAUAUGUCUCAUCUACGAACGCUACUCCAGCCGGUACUGGCAAUGGGAAGAAAAGAGCAAGGGACACAUAUGAGCAAAGAAGAGGCUUGAAUAACGAUGAUGAUGAUGAUGAUAGAAUACUCACGGCCCCUGAGAUUGUUACUAAAGUAGAAAACACUUUUGAUUCUACUUCAGAAGAUUUAUCUAAACUUGUACACCCUGUUAAACGUCAUCUAAAAGCUGUGGAAUCCUGGAAUUUGCUUCCAGAUACUGCCUCUAUGGAUGAAAAUUACUUUUCAUUGAGAUUAGUUGGUAGUGCUGCAUUAGAUAAGAGAGAAAAGGAUAAAUUGGCUUUGAAGACAGCUAUCUUUAGACCUGUGGAAUUGGAAGAAGACGAAUGGAUUUCUAUGUAUACUACCGACAAGACGGAUUCAGAUAUUUUAAACAAAAACGUUGAGAAGGUUAUUAGUGAAGAGGCAGAUGAUAAUGAUGAAAGCAAUAAUAAAUCCUUCAAAUUUAAAAGAGUUAGAGAUUUUGAUAUGCAACAAGCUCAAAAGACUACAGAUGAGGGUAUACCAGAUUUGGAUCAAUCUAGACUUGGCGAAUUGGCUAUUCUGUUCAAUCAGGAAAGAGGUAUUGCCUAUUAUAAACCACUACGUGCUAGAAUUGAAUUAAGACGGAGACGUGUUAAUGAUGUUCUUAAAACUAUCGUUAGAGAACACACAGUGGAUCAAAUCAAUAUUUCUGUAAGAAAUCCAACUACGAAGGAGGCAAAUGCUGUUGAUAGACUAAGAAUGAAAUAUGAUCCUAUUAAUUUUGUUCCAGUUGAUGAUGAAGAUAGUAGCAAUAGUGAACAUGAAGUAAGCAAAGGAGAUUCUAACUUAGAAACGCUAACUAGUCAGGAAUGA
This is a messenger RNA of Maudiozyma barnettii, 1251 nucleotides long. It is a transcript of the gene PAF1, whose product is annotated as Paf1p. The record is from RefSeq and is a predicted model, not a curated record. Gene Ontology annotation, molecular function: RNA polymerase II complex binding; chromatin binding. The transcript has a single exon. Lineage: Eukaryota; Fungi; Ascomycota; Saccharomycetes; Saccharomycetales; Saccharomycetaceae. Gene Ontology annotation, cellular component: Cdc73/Paf1 complex. Gene Ontology annotation, biological process: transcription elongation by RNA polymerase II. The coding region runs from base 1 to 1251 and encodes 416 amino acids.